Suillus plorans is the source of this 972-nucleotide messenger RNA. RefSeq lists its product as uncharacterized. The record is from RefSeq and is a predicted model, not a curated record. The annotation marks the transcript as partial. NCBI's taxonomy places the organism in Eukaryota, Fungi, Basidiomycota, Agaricomycetes, Boletales, Suillaceae. The transcript has a single exon.
GGCCUCCGCAUCACAGCAACACCUAUGGGAGGUUUCCCCACACCCCAACUCGGCCAAUCCACCUGGCGAAACGUGUCCCAGGUGCUGAAAGAGAAAUGGCCCCAAAAGGAAGGGGCUAAGGCGUGGGUACGCACGUACAGAGCUAAGUACGAGACCAAUGCGCAAGGAACGCUGGCAAAGCUCAAAGAAGCCAUCACGAAGAUCAUAGGGGACUCGGAUGCAGAGAACCUAGUUGUCAGCACGCCCACUGCGGCAGCAGAGUUGGUCGAACACUUACCCCCCCCAUGGCACUUCUUGAUCUCAGGCGUCCCGCCUGAGGCAAUCAAACGACUAGUUCGACAACAAGUGUGCUCGUCACCGGAAAUAUCAUGUUUUUUCAUUCCUUUUGAACAACCACUCCCUACGUAUGCCCUGACCCUGGAAAACUUCUCGUUUCCCGACUCUGACACCACCAACCGAACGAUCGCAGAGAUCGUUAAGGAAACCAUCCGCUCCAACCCAGACGUACUCCAAUUCAUCCAUGAUAACAUUCCCAUCCCCGAUGCCGAGGCUGCAAUCCGCACAAUCAAAUCUGUGCGCGUCUCCAGCCUUAACAUAGCUCACUCUAAAUCAAACAAGGAGACCGUAUGGAAUGUCUACUUCGACUCCCCCCCCAACUUCUCACUGAAACAGUACUUCGACUGGACGAGCCUUCUCCGAGACUUCUUCUAUAUAUCAGAAGAUUACGGAUACGGUACAGCCCGCCAAGACGCCCAAUUUACGUGCGUCGGCUGCAAGUCAUUCGACCACCCCACUGGGUUGUGCCCAUUCCCGAAAAUUCCGGGAUGGUUCGGGCCCUCCACUGCUGAAGAAACUAACGCUACCCUUGACAACCGCACCAUGUCCCACCAUGGCCGAGGAAUGCAGAACAACGGCCGGGGAGGCAGAGGUAUGACUAGAGGCCACUCCCGAGGCGCCACACGAGGAAAGGGU